UACCACCCCCCUCUAGCCAGACCAUUUCCUCCAACCUUCAAUCUCUCAAUCGCGAGCUUCCUCCCCCUCCAGUUCAUCUACCUCUUAUUCUAUGGCCCCACCGUCGAGUCCCUAGUUGUGGAGGAGCUGAAGGCCGGCCGGAGCGCUUCAAGUUCUGGACGUAGUGCAUGCUACCGUCACUCAUUUAAUUUAUUCCUCUUCCAGUUGCCU
Molecule: messenger RNA, 210 nt
Organism: Linum tenue
Lineage: Eukaryota; Viridiplantae; Streptophyta; Magnoliopsida; Malpighiales; Linaceae
Source: the annotation of a GenBank genome assembly